GACACAGCUUUGAUGACGUCGAAAUUCGUUGUUUGAUGGCGUCAUCCUGUCGAUAUCACCCCGAGAGACGCGUGCAAGAUGACGUCAGUAUAACGCUGUUGGUUGCUUCACAACAGUUUCCAAGGAUACGAGAGUCAUUGAGAAGUUCCGUUGGUCAUGGUGUAUUGUUUGUGAAGUCUUUGUCACUGAGCGUUGUCUGUUGUUGCUAAUGUGGAUGUGCACAGACUUCCUUCUACAAACUUCUACCGGGCAAGAAGUAGAAGUUCAUUUAAAGUCACCUGAUAUAACACUUUGCUGAAUCCUUGGAGGUAUAUUUACACAUCGUAAAUCGGACAAAAACUCCAUCACUACGCCAGUAUGGGUAUGGACUUGUUGGAAAAGAACUUUGCCAAACUGUCAUUGGACCGACAUUUUGUCGACUUGGUGUACAUGCCAAUCCUUACAGCCAUAGCAUUGCUAGGCAACAUUCCGACGUUCUACAUCUUCCGCUACCGCUCGCCCUCCUCUGUGUUCUCUUUCAACGUCCAGUAUCUGAGCUUAAUCUACAUGGUCGCCAUCAUCAUCAAGUUGCAACUUUCCAUAAUGAUCCUCGUCAACGCCGAAGACGGGCAGUUUGCGAGGGCGUGCAGCGUGUUAUGUUACGUCGACAUGGUGACGUUCGUGGCGACUGGCCUACAGCUGCUGCUAACAGCUGUCGACAGAUGGCGGCGUAUUGUGCAUCCGGAGUGGGAACUGCUCAACAUCCGUUCUGUGCGCACCUUGAGCGUGAUGUUCAUGGUGACUUCUCUCAUCCUGAACGUGCCAGCGUCGAUGGUGUUCGGACGCAGACUCUUCUACUACAAAACGACUGUGGGGUCGUCCACGAUCGGGCUGUGGCAGUGCUUCAUUCGUGAUCGGGACAACGAGAGCGGCUGCUUACUGCUCUAUGUCACCUUCAUCCUCACCUGCUACUUCAUCUUCGCCGGCUGCUUCAUCGCCUUCUUUCACGCCAUCACUCGCGAGUUCGCCGUUGGAGUCCAGCACCAGCGCACUGCUCGCAACACCUCGCUCGUCCUCCAGAGAUCUGCCCAGCUGUUCCAGGCCAUGGCCGUGACCUUCUUGGUCUGCUACUUCGUGUACUUCGUAGGGCUCGCCUUGCGCGCCGCCCACACAGCCUCUGAUCCCUUCCUCUUCAUCGUUGUCAAGCCCGUCAUCGACGUCCUGUGCUACUUUAACCUUAUGUACUUGUCAUCACCGCCUUUCAUCUUCUUCGCUGCUUCCAGAAGGUAUCGACAAGAAUUCAAGAAGUUCGUAACAUGUGUGCCGAUUCGCAAGCGAAAACAGUGGAAGCAAGAAGUGGCCUUUUACCGGAUGAGUCGAAAGACGCACCCAGCAGCUCAAGUUAGACAUGUACGAUGAACGACAGCUCGUUAUAUAUGUACAGUGAAAUACGUAUUGCAGGUUGACUCCGCUCCAUCGCUGCUGCUGGUGAAUUUUUAAAAAAGUUCAAAUGUGUGUGGCUUAGUACUUAAAGGCUAAACAGAAUGUCUUCACUGCUGGAACACAAUAAAUUAAGUCUUCCGUGGAAUCCGAAAUAUUGCUCGAUGUGACCAAAGACAAUAAAGAACUUUAUUGUCUAUGA
Molecule: messenger RNA, 1621 nt
Organism: Pomacea canaliculata
Lineage: Eukaryota; Metazoa; Mollusca; Gastropoda; Architaenioglossa; Ampullariidae
Product: P2Y purinoceptor 14-like
Exons: 6
Coding region: 358-1398 (346 amino acids)
Biological process (GO): neuropeptide signaling pathway
Cellular component (GO): membrane
Molecular function (GO): G protein-coupled peptide receptor activity
Source: RefSeq, a predicted model, not a curated record